CCUCGCUCGACUCUCCAUUUCAUCCGGAUCCGAUCGUCGCCUCCGCAGCGGCCGCUCCGACCUCUCUGUCCCUCACACACGCGAUGGGAACGCCUUGAUUUAACCCCCGACAUCGGUGACACACGCAGCACCUCGGCCUCCAGUUGGACCCGGAACAUCGUCCUCUCGGUGCCGAAAACACACAACAAAACAAGCGGUCCCAGAAGCCACUGCUGUGACAGCGAGUGACUUCUUCCCUAUUGUCCGUGUGUUCCUCUCUUCCCUCCGUCCGGUUGGUUGGAUGAGUCCCAAACAGCAGCAGAACUGUGAGCAGUGAUUGGGCGCCAAGCCACAGACCGAGUAGCCAACGGGGAGCCAGGCUCGCCAUCAUGGCGGACGUGGACCCAGACACGCUGCUGGAGUGGCUGCAGAUGGGGCAGGGCGACGAGCGCGACAUGCAGCUCAUCGCUCUGGAGCAGCUCUGCAUGCUGCUGCUCAUGUCUGACAACGUGGACCGCUGCUUCGAGACCUGUCCUCCUCGGACGUUCCUGCCGGCGCUCUGUAAGAUCUUCCUAGACGAGAGCGCCCCAGACAAUGUGCUGGAGGUCACGGCCCGCGCCAUCACCUACUACCUGGACGUUUCUGCUGAGUGCACGCGCAGGAUUGUGGGCGUGGAUGGAGCCAUCAAGGCGCUGUGCAACCGGCUGGUGGUGGUGGAGCUCAACAACCGCACCAGCCGAGACCUGGCCGAGCAGUGCGUCAAGGUGCUGGAGCUGAUCUGCACCCGGGAGUCGGGGGCCGUGUUCGAGGCCGGCGGUCUGAACUGCGUGCUGAGCUUCAUCAGAGACAGCGGCCACCUGGUGCACAAGGACACGCUGCACUCGGCCAUGUCGGUGGUGUCGCGCCUCUGCAGCAAGAUGGAGCCUCAGGACUCAUCUCUGGAGACGUGCGUCGAGUCUCUGUCCAGUCUGCUCAAACACGAGGACCACCAGGUGUCGGACGGCGCCCUGCGCUGCUUCGCCUCUCUGGCUGACAGGUUCACACGCCGUGGCGUGGACCCCGCCCCUUUAGCCAAACACGGCCUGACAGAGGAGCUGCUUUCCCGCAUGGCGGCCGCCGGCGGCACCGCGUCGGGCCCCGCCUCCGCCAGCAAGCCGGGACGGACCUCGACGGGCGCCGCCCCCUCGGCCCCCGACUCCAAACUGAGCAACCAGGUGUCAACCAUCGUCAGCCUGCUGUCCACGUUGUGCAGGGGCUCGCCGCUUGUCACGCACGACCUGUUGCGCUCGGCGCUGCCCGACUCCAUGGAGUCGGCGCUGGGCGGGGACGAGCGCUGCGUGCUGGACACCAUGCGGCUGGUUGACCUGCUGCUCGUGCUGCUGUUCGAGGGACGCAAGGCGCUGCCCAGGUCCACGGCCGGGUCGACCAGUCGGAUCCCCGGCCUGCGACGCCUGGACAGUUCAGGCGAGAGGUCGCACCGACAGCUCAUCGACUGUAUCCGCAGCAAGGACACAGACGCUCUGAUCGACGCCAUCGACACCGGAGCCUUCGAGGUAAACUUCAUGGACGACGUCGGACAGACGCUGCUCAACUGGGCCUCGGCCUUCGGAACACAGGAAAUGGUGGAGUUUCUAUGUGAAAGGGGGGCGGACGUUAACCGGGGUCAGAGGUCAUCCUCACUACACUAUGCUGCCUGUUUCGGACGCCCACAAGUAGCUAAGACUCUGCUGCGUCACGGAGCAAACCCUGACCUGAGGGACGAGGAUGGAAAGACGCCUCUGGACAAAGCCCGAGAGAGAGGACACAGUGAGGUGGUGGCCAUACUCCAGUCCCCUGGAGACUGGAUGUGUCCGGUGAACAAGGGAGACGACAAGAAGAAGAAGGACGUGAACAAGGAGGAGGACGAGGGCGGCGAGCCCAGAGGAGACCCCGAGAUGGCUCCCAUCUACCUGAAGAGGCUGCUGCCGGUCUUUGCACAAACCUUUCAACAAACCAUGCUGCCGUCGAUCAGGAAAGCCAGUCUGGCUCUGAUCAGGAAGAUGGUUCACUACAGCAGCGACGUGCUGCUGAAGGAGGUGUGUGACAGCGAGGCGGGACACAACCUGCCCACGGUGCUGGUGGAGAUAACCGCCACCGUCCUGGACCAGGAGGACGACGACGACGGCCACCUGCUGGCUCUGCAGAUCAUCAGAGACCUGGUGGACAAAGGUGGAGACGUGUUCCUCGACCAGCUCGCCCGACUGGGCGUCAUCAGCAAGGUGUCCACUCUGGCCGGACCGGCGUCGGACGAUGAGAACGAUGACGAGGCCAAGCCUGAGAAGGAGGAGGAGGCGCAGGAGGACGCGAGGGAGAUCCAGCAGGGGAAGCCCUUCCACUGGAGGGACUGGUCCAUCAUCCGGGGGCGCGACUGUCUGUACAUCUGGUCGGAUGCUGCCGCCCUCGAACUCUCCAACGGUUCCAACGGCUGGUUCCGCUUCAUCCUAGACGGGAAGCUGGCCACCAUGUACUCCAGCGGGAGUCCGGAGGGCGGCUCGGACAGCUCCGAGUCUCGCAGUGAGUUCCUGGAGAAGCUGCAGCGGGCGAGGAGCCAGGUGAAGCCGGUGACGGUCAGUCAGCCCAUCCUGUCCAGUGUGGGUCCAACCAAACUGACCGUGGGCAACUGGUCCCUGACCUGCCUGAAGGACGGAGAGAUCGCCAUCCACAACUCUGACGGACAGCAGGCCACCAUCCUAAAGGAAGACCUGCCAGGCUUUGUGUUCGAGUCCAACAGGGGAACCAAGCACUCGUUCACCGCUGAGACGUCGCUGGGGUCAGAGUUCGUGACGGGCUGGACAGGGAAGCGCGGCAGGAAGUUGAAGUCGAAGCUGGAGAAGACAAAGCAGAAGGUGAAGAACAUGGCGCGGGAGCUGUACGACGACCACUUCAAAGCCGUGGAGAACAUGCCCCGAGGAGUCGUGGUCACGCUGAGGAACAUCGCCACGCAACUGGAGUCGGCCUGGGAGCUGCACACCAACAGACAGUGUGUGGAGGGCGAGAACACGUGGAGAGACCUGAUGAAGACGGCUCUGGAGAACCUGAUCGUGGUUCUGAAGGAUGAAAACACCAUCUCUCCAUACGAGAUGUGCAGCAGCGGCCUGGUCCAGGCGCUGUUCACCGUCCUGAACAAUAGCGUGGAUCUGGACCUGAAACACGACUGUAAGCCUUUAAUGGAGCGGAUCAACGUCUUCAAGGCGGCGUUCAGCGAGAACGAAGACGACGAGAGCCGACCAGCUGUUGCCUUAAUCCGUAAACUGAUCGCCGUCCUGGAGUCGAUUGAGCGUCUGCCUCUGCACCUGUACGACACUCCAGGCUCCUCCUACAACCUGCAGAUCUUGACGAGGAGGCUGCGUUUCCGUCUGGAGCGAGCGCCGGGGGAGACGGCUCUGAUCGACCGGACGGGUCGUAUGCUGAAGAUGGAACCGCUCGCCACCGUGGAGUCACUGGAGCAGUACCUGCUGAAGAUGGUGGCGAAGCAGUGGUACGACUUCGAGCGGUCGUCCUUCGUCUUCGUGCGGAAGCUGCGCGAAGGUCAGACUUUCACCUUCAGACACCAGCACGACUUCGACGAGAACGGCAUCAUCUACUGGGUCGGAACCAAUGCCAAGACGGCGUACGAGUGGGUCAACCCUGCUGCCUAUGGCCUGGUGGUGGUGACAUCAUCAGAGGGUCGUAACCUGCCUUACGGGCGGUUGGAGGAUAUCCUGAGUCGGGAUAGCUCCGCCCUCAACUGCCACACCAAUGAUGACAAGAACGCCUGGUUCGCCGUCGACCUUGGCCUCUGGGUCAUCCCCUCAGCGUACACCCUGAGACACGCCAGGGGUUACGGCCGCUCAGCACUGAGGAACUGGGUGUUCCAGGUGUCGAAGGACGGUCAGAACUGGACGACGCUCUACAGUCACGUGGACGACUGCAGUCUCAACGAGCCCGGGUCGACGGCCACGUGGCCUCUGGACCCGUCCAAGGAGGAGAAACAGGGCUGGAGACACAUCCGCAUCAAACAGAUGGGGAAGAACGCCAGCGGUCAGACGCACUACCUGUCGCUGUCCGGACUCGAGCUCUACGGCACCGUCACCGCCGUCUGCGAGGACCAGCUCGGUAAAGCCGUGAAGGAGGCGGAGGCGAACCUGCGUCGCCAGCGGCGGCUGUUCCGCUCGCAGGUGAUGAAGUACAUCGUUCCCGGGGCGCGGGUCGUCCGCGGCAUCGACUGGAAGUGGCGAGACCAGGACGGGAACCCGUCCGGAGAGGGCACCAUCACCGGGGAGGCUCACAACGGCUGGAUUGAUGUGACCUGGGACGCCGGCGGCUCUAACUCUUACCGUAUGGGCGCUGAAGGGAAGUUUGACCUCAAGCUUGCUCCAGGGUACGACCCUGAGUCGGCUGCCUCAGCGCCGUCACCCAAACCUGUCUCAUCCACUGUUUCAGGCCCCGCCUCCUCCACGGUGGGACCAUCUGCGACGCCGGCUGCCAGCAGCACCACCACCUCCACGUCGUCGUCGCACCAACAGUUGUGGAGCAGCCUGGUGAAAAAUAACUGUCCCGACAAGGGCGGGGCCACGUCGCUGGGCGGGGCCAGCUCCUCCAGCAGGAAGGGCAGCAGCAGCUCCGUCUGCAGCGUCGCCUCCUCCUCCGACGUCAGCCUGAGCUCCUCCGCUGGGCUGCCAGGCUUGGGGGGCCUGCGGCUGGAGAGGAGGGCCGAGGGGCUGCUGCUCGACCAGGGCUCCGGGCCAGGAGGAUUAACCGGAGGCGGGGUCGGCAUUGACGGACUGCAUCACGAGCCCAUCGUCGUGCUGUCGUCUGCGGUGGAGGGCGGGUCCGGGUCGGCGUCCAGCUCUGGCACGCUCACAGCCGAUGUGCCCGCCCCUGGAGACGAAGCCAGAAAUAAAGACUUGGUCACCGACGCGGCGGCAGCCAUCUCCAUGGGGCUGGUGAGCGUCAGCUCUCCCGACGUCAGCUCUGUGUCGGAGUCUUCCAGCAAGGACACGCCGUCCCAGAGGCCUCUGUGCUCCGCGGCUAAUGCCCGGCUGUCCGUCAGCUCGCUGCUGGCCGCCGGCGCCCCCAUGAGCUCCAGCGCCAGCGUUCCCAACCUGUCUUCCCGGGAGGCGAGUCUGAUGGAGUCCUUUGUCCGCCGCGCGCCCAACAUGUCGCGCACCAACGCCACCAACAACAUGAACCUGAGCCGCAGCAGCAGCGACAACAACACCAACACGCUGGGGAGGAACGUCAUGAGCACGGCCACUUCUCCUCUCAUGGGCGCUCAGAGCUUUCCUAACCUCACCACCACUGGUACCACCUCCACCGUUACCAUGUCAACCUCCAUAGUAACCAGCAGCAAUAACGUCGCCACGGCCACCACGGGUUUGUCGGUGGGCCAGUUGCUAAGCAACACCCUGACGACCAGCCUGACUUCCACAUCGAGCGAAAGUGACACAGGCCAGGAGGCCGAGUUCUCUCUCUACGAUUUCCUGGACAGUUGUCGUGCCAACACCUUAUUGGCUGAGCUGGACGACGAGGAGGACCUGCCCGAGCCCGACGACGACGACGAUGAGAAUGAAGACGACAACCAGGAUGACCAGGAGUACGAGGAAGUCCUGGAGGAGGAGGAGUACGAGACCAAAGGAGGUCGCAGGAGGACGUGGGACGACGACUUCGUCCUCAAGAGACAGUUCUCCGCUCUGGUUCCCGCCUUCGACCCCCGACCGGGAAGAACAAACGUACAGCAGACCACCGACCUGGAGAUCCCCCCGCCAGGAACUCCUCGGUCGGAGGUGCAGGAGGAGGUUGAGUGCGCCCCGUCUCCUCACCUCGCCCUCACCCUCAAGGUGGCGGGCCUGGGUACGACCCGUGAGGUGGAGCUUCCUCUGUCCAACUACAAGUCGACCAUCUUCUUCUACGUCCAGCGGCUGCUGCAGUUCUCCUGCAACGGAGCCGUGAAGACGGACAAACUGCGACGCAUCUGGGAGCCGACAUACACGAUAAUGUACAGAGAACUGAAGGACUCUGACAAAGAGAAGGAGAGCGGGAAGAUGGACUUCUGUGAGCAUGGCAUUGGUGGUCGCUCUGGCGGUUUGAGCCCGAGUUUGGUUUCAGCCAAUCAGAGCAGUGAGAUCCUGGGUGUGGCCCGGGAGGCGGCGCAGGCGAAGGCGGGCUGCAGCCAGAACGCCUGCGGGGUGGAGGACGUCCUGCAGCUGCUGCGGAUCCUCUACAUCAUCGGGGGAGACUCCUCCUCCAACGCACGCACGCUUCAGGAGGACGUGGACGAGCUGCAGUUUAACGCGUCUCCGGAGGAAUUCACCAGCAAGAAGAUCACCACCAAGAUCCUACAGCAGAUUGAGGAGCCUCUGGCUCUGGCCAGCGGAGCGCUGCCCGACUGGUGUGAACAACUCACCUCCAAGUGUCCUUUCCUCAUCCCCUUCGAGACCCGACAGCUCUACUUCACCUGCACUGCCUUCGGAGCGUCCAGGGCUAUCGUGUGGCUGCAGAACCGUCGGGAGGCAACCAUGGAGCGCUCCCGGCCGUCCACGACGACGCGGCGCGACGAUCCCGGAGAGUUCCGGGUGGGUCGCCUCAAACACGAGCGGGUCAAGGUGCCUCGCAGGGAAGCCAUGAUGGAGUGGGCGGAGUCAGUCAUGCAGAUCCACGCCGACAGGAAGUCCGUGCUGGAGGUGGAGUUCCAGGGCGAGGAGGGAACGGGCCUCGGCCCGACUCUGGAGUUCUACGCUCUGGUGGCGGCGGAGUUCCAGAGAACGUCUCUGGGGAUCUGGCUGUGUGACGACGACUUCCCCGACGACGAGUCUCGACAGGUGGACCUGGGCGGCGGCCUUAAGCCCCCCGGGUUCUACGUGCAGCGCUCCUGCGGGCUGUUCGCAGCGCCGUUCCCUCAGGACAGCGAGGAGCUGGAGCGUAUCACCAAGCUCUUCCACUUCCUGGGUGUCUUCCUGGCCAAGUGUAUCCAGGACAACCGGCUGGUGGACCUGCCCGUGUCGCAGCCCUUCUUCAAGCUGCUCUGCAUGGGCGACAUCAAGUCCAACAUGAGCAAGCUGCUGUACCCGUCCCGUGGCUCGCCGCCGCACCCGCACUCCUGCCUGUUGCUGUCGGAGCUGCAGUCGGAGGCGUCGACCGAGGAGGGUCAGGAGACAUAUUCUGUGGGAAGCUUCGACGAGGACUCUAAGUCCGAGUUCAUCAUGGACCCGCCCAAACCCAAACCUCCAGCCUGGUACCACGGCAUCCUGACCUGGGACGACUUCCAGCUGGUCAACCCGCACAGGGCGAGUUUCCUGAAGGAGGUCAAGGAGCUGGUGGUGAAGAGGAGGCAGAUUCUCACCAGUAAGAUUCUGUCUGAGGACGAGAAGAACACAAGGCUGCAGGACCUGAUGCUGAGGAACCCACUGGGCUCCGGACCCCCCCUGAGCAUCGAGGACCUGGGGUUGAACUUCCAGUUCUGUCCGUCCUCCAGGGUUCACGGCUUCUCUGCGGUGGAUCUGAAACCCAACGCCGAUGACGAGAUGGUUACCAUGGAGAACGCAGAGGAGUACGUGGAGCUUAUGUUUGACUUCUGUAUGCACACCGGCAUCCAGAAACAGAUGGAGGCCUUCAGAGAGGGUUUUAACCGAGUCUUUCCGAUGGAAAAGUUGAGCUCCUUCAGUCAUAAAGAAGUCCAGAUGAUCCUCUGUGGCAACCAAUCACCUUCCUGGACCGCUGAUGACAUCAUCAACUACACUGAACCAAAGCUGGGCUACACCAGAGACAGUCCGGGCUUCCUGCGUUUCGUCAGAGUUCUCUGUGGAAUGUCGUCGGACGAGAGGAAAGCGUUCCUGCAGUUCACCACUGGUUGCUCCACGCUGCCCCCCGGUGGCCUCGCCAACCUGCACCCGCGCCUCACCAUCGUCAGGAAGGUGGACGCCACGGACUCCAGUUACCCGUCGGUCAACACGUGUGUUCACUACUUGAAGCUUCCUGAAUAUUCCUCGGAGGACAUAAUGAGGGAGCGUCUGUUGGCCGCCACCAUGGAGAAAGGCUUCCACCUAAACUGACCGCCGCCCUGAGCACGCCUCUCUGUCGCUGCCCACUGCGUGAUUGACAGAUCAGUCGGCCGAUCGGAGCCGAGCGAACCGACCGCUGGAGGAGGAGACCCGACGCAUCCUUAACACCUCCUUCCCUCCUUCACUUGUCUCCUCUCUCCUUCAUCUUCAUCAGCAGCAGCAUCAUCAUCCUCACGCACCUGAGCUGCUGCUUUCUGUUGCUGCUGUGUGUGACCUUCCUCCUCGUUUGACUCGUAGCUUGUUUUUGGCUCCUCCUCCUUCAAACAAUCAGCUCCUCCUCUUUUUAUUUUUGUUUUAUUGCUUUGUUUCCGUGUGUGUGUGCAACAGAUUCCGGGUCGUUUCUGGCCGGCUGUAGGGGUCAAAGGUCAGAGGUCAUUAGGUGUUUUCUUUGCUGAUGAAGCUGUAGAGACAGAAACACUGGAGGAGGAAGAGGAGGAGGCGUGUCCGCUCUGCUCUCCCUUUGUAUUUUCUUUGUAUAUUAUAAACAUUUAUUUAACUCAAGUUGCAGUUUGAGGUAAACAGAUAUUUUCAAAUGUGUAAUGCUCCAAAAAAAAAAAAUCAUUAAAAUGUUUGCAAAGUAUGAAGAA
Messenger RNA from Scophthalmus maximus (turbot), 8644 nucleotides. RefSeq names its product HECT domain containing 1 (gene hectd1). The coding region runs from base 369 to 8048 and encodes 2559 amino acids. Gene Ontology annotation, molecular function: metal ion binding; ubiquitin protein ligase activity; protein binding. The transcript has 44 exons. The record is from RefSeq and is a predicted model, not a curated record. NCBI's taxonomy places the organism in Eukaryota, Metazoa, Chordata, Actinopteri, Pleuronectiformes, Scophthalmidae. Gene Ontology annotation, biological process: anatomical structure development; proteasome-mediated ubiquitin-dependent protein catabolic process; protein K63-linked ubiquitination. Gene Ontology annotation, cellular component: nuclear speck.